Messenger RNA from Medicago truncatula (barrel medic), 2866 nucleotides. Its product is annotated as alpha-L-fucosidase 2. Bases 125 to 2656 code for a protein of 843 amino acids. The transcript is spliced from 10 exons. The record is from RefSeq and is a predicted model, not a curated record. Gene Ontology annotation, biological process: carbohydrate metabolic process. Lineage: Eukaryota; Viridiplantae; Streptophyta; Magnoliopsida; Fabales; Fabaceae. Gene Ontology annotation, molecular function: alpha-L-fucosidase activity.
CAUUCAAGCUAAAACCACCUACUUCUACAAACUAGUACACAACUAUCACGUUACUUUGUUCACUUCACUUUCACCGACUCUUUCAUUCAUUCUUCCAAAUUCAUCUCACUCUCUUUUCUCAACAAUGGAAGAUGGAGAUUGGGUUCUGGUACGCAGCCCCUCACAGAAAGACUUAUGGAACCCAAGUUCACCAAAUGCUGCUGAUAAUGAACCUUCAAGACCCUUGAAACUUACUUUUUCUGCGCCUGCAAAGUAUUGGACUGAUGCUAUCCCCAUUGGAAAUGGUCGUCUUGGUGCCAUGGUUUGGGGUGGUGUUCAAACUGAACUUCUCCAGCUCAAUGACGACACGCUAUGGACUGGGAUACCUGGCAACUACACCGACAAAAAUGCUCCUGAAGUGCUGGCUGAAGUCCGAAAACUUGUUGAUGACAAAAAAUAUCCUGAAGCUACAACAGCUGCUGUCAAAUUGUCAGGAGCUCCUUCUGAAGUAUACCAACUUCUUGGCGAUAUUAAAUUAGAGUUCGACGAUUCUCAUAUUAAAUAUUCGGAAGAAUCUUAUCACAAGGAGCUCGAUUUGGAUAGUGCUACAGCAAAAAUAAAGUACAAUGUAGGUGAUAUAGAAUUUACCAGAGAGCAUUUUGCUUCUAAACCGGACCAAGUGCUAGCGACAAAGUUUUCCACAAGCAAGUCGGGUUCAUUAUCAUUUACAGUAUCUUUGGAUAGCGAGUUACAUCACAAUUCGCGGGUAAGCGGCCAAAAUCAGAUAAUAAUGGAAGGAAGUUGUCCUGGCAAAAGGAUCGCGCCACAAAUGAAUUCAAGUGGUGAACAAAAAGGAAUUCAGUUUUGUGCAGUUCUUGAUAUGCAGAUUAGUAAUGACAAAGGUGUUAUACAUGUUUUAGACGACAAGAAGUUUAGAGUUGAAGGUUCAGAUUGGGCUAUUUUGCUUCUGACAGCUUCCUCGUCCUUUGAUGGUCCAUUUACUAAUCCUGAAGACUCAAAGAAGGAUCCUACUACUGAGUCCUUGAGUAAAAUGAAAUCUGCAAAAAGCUUUUCAUAUGAUGAUAUUUACGCACGUCACUUGGAUGACUAUCAGAAUCUAUUUCAUCGGGUCUCAUUGCAACUCUCUAAAAGUUCCAAGACGGUUUUAGGAAAACCUAUUUUGGAUGAAAAAUUGGUUUCUGGUCAAACUAACAUCUCUCAAUUGGGAGGUGAUUCUGCUGUUCCAACUUCAUCGAGAGUCAAUUCGUUUCAAAAUGAUGAAGAUCCUUCCUUUGUGGAACUUUUGUUUCAAUAUGGUCGAUAUCUGCUAAUUGCUUGUUCACGUCCUGGAACUCAGGUGGCAAACCUACAGGGUAUAUGGAACAAUAAAGUUGCACCUGCAUGGGAUGGGGCUCAGCACUUGAACAUAAAUCUUCAAAUGAAUUAUUGGCCAUCUCUUUCUUGCAACCUACAUGAGUGUCAAGAGCCAUUAUUUGAUUAUAUUUCCUCUUUGUCUGUCGCCGGUAGUAAAACUGCAAAGGUGAACUAUGAAGCAAAUGGUUGGGUUGCACAUCAAGUUUCUGACUUAUGGGCUAAAACAUCGCCAGAUCGAGGUGAGGCUGUUUGGGCUUUAUGGCCGAUGGGUGGAGCUUGGCUUUGUACCCAUCUAUGGGAGCAUUACAGUUAUACAAUGGACAAGGAAUUUCUUAAAAGUAAAGCAUAUCCUUUGCUGGAAGGAUGUACAUUAUUUUUGUUGGAUUGGUUGAUCAAAGGCCCUGGUGGAUUAUUGGAAACUAACCCAUCAACUUCACCAGAGCACAUGUUCAUUGCACCAGAUCAAAAGCAAGCUAGUGUGAGCUACUCAUCAACCAUGGACAUUUCAAUCAUAAAAGAAGUUUUCUCUAUAGUCGUUUCUGCUGCUGAGGUUUUGGGAAAACAUGAUGAUGCUAUUAUCAAAAGAGUAAUUGAGUCUCAGUCCAAGCUUCCUCCUACAAAAAUUGCUAGGGAUGGGUCCAUUAUGGAAUGGGCUGAAGAUUUCCAGGACCCAGAUGUACAUCAUCGGCAUGUUUCACAUCUGUUUGGUUUGUUUCCGGGGCACACAAUAAAUCUUGAGAAAACUCCAGAUCUCUGUAAAGCUGUGGAUUAUAGUCUAAUUAAAAGAGGAGACGAAGGUCCUGGGUGGUCAACAACUUGGAAAGCUGCAUUGUGGGCUCAUCUCCAUAACAGUGAGCAUGCGUAUCGCAUGAUAAAACAUUUGAUUAUAUUGGUGGACCCUGAGCGUGAAAAAGAUUUCGAAGGAGGACUUUAUAGUAACCUGUUCACAGCACAUCCUCCUUUCCAAAUUGAUGCAAACUUUGGUUUUUCAUCUGCAAUUGCAGAAAUGCUUGUUCAGAGCACAACAAAGGACCUCUACUUACUUCCUGCAUUACCUCGUGAUAAAUGGGCAAAUGGUUGUGUGAAAGGAUUAAAAGCGCGUGGCGGUGUUACGGUCAACAUCUGUUGGAAAGAAGGAAAUUUGCAUGAAGUUGGCCUUUGGUGUCAAAACCAGAAUUCCAAAAUGAGACUACAUUAUAAAGGGAGCAUGGUCGUGACAAAUUUAUCACCAGGCAAAGUUUACUCGUAUAAUAAUUGGUUGAGGUGUAUUAAAACAUACCCCCUUAAUGAGGUGAAUCUUUAAUCUUUUUUGUCUUCCAAUUUUCCAAUAAAGUUUUAAGUGACAUGCAUAACUUUUUUACAAUUUGUUAUUGGACAUAGUCUGCCGGAUCAUGGUAUUGGUAUAUUUUCUUGUUUCCUAUAAUUAUUCUCCACGAGUCAUUUAGUCUCGGAAGAUGUAAUUUAAUGGAGAAGCAUUUUGUUAAAGCAAUUUUUGUGUUGUUUUGGGUGUGAA